Messenger RNA from Parasteatoda tepidariorum (common house spider), 8927 nucleotides. RefSeq lists its product as uncharacterized. Gene Ontology annotation, molecular function: lipid carrier activity. The record is from RefSeq and is a predicted model, not a curated record. Lineage: Eukaryota; Metazoa; Arthropoda; Arachnida; Araneae; Theridiidae. Gene Ontology annotation, biological process: lipid transport.
GGAAGUACCUUACGUGAGCUAUUCUAGGGGUUUAAAUAGUGCCCUCUGAAUGUUCGAAAACCAGAUUCGAUCAAGCUUCUCAGCAAUCAUGGGGCUGAGACUUCUAGCUUUAGCGUGCUUAGUGGGAGCUGCAUUAGCUGGCCCACUCCCCCUUCAGGAGGGUCAGAGACAAUGCGCUAAACAAUGCUCACGAGCAUUAAACCAACCAAAAUUCGGAUAUGAAAUCGGCAAGACUUACACUUAUGAAUACCGAGGCGAAAAUGUAGUAUCUGCUACAGGAAAACCAAGGCAAAAGGCAACAAUCGAAGGUUUAGCUGUUAUUCACGUGGUAGACCAAUGCGAGAUGGUUCUCCAGUUGAAAAACUUGAGAGUUUCGCAAAAACUAUCACCUGAAGAAAUUACUGAACUGACUCAAAAAUUGGAGUUACCAGUACCAUUUUCAUUCAAUGAUGGUGCAGUUGAACAAGUAUGUCCAAGCCAAGAUGAAGAUCUUCAAUCUCUGAACAUCAAAAAGGGAUUGAUUUCAUCUUUCGUAAACACAAUGUCAGAACUCAACAAACCCCAAGAAGUGAAAGAAUUCGACAGCUUAGGACACUGUAUGACUAAAUACACUGUUCAAGGAUCAGAAAUCCGAAAACAAAAGAGUUUGAAGUCAUGUACUAACAGACAUUCAUCAGUCACCGCCAUGAUUACAAACCCAUAUGAAGCUUCUGACUCCAAGAUUCACACUCUUCCAGUAUUCCCUGAUGAGAAAUUGGAGUGCACACAAAUUGUUGAGAACAAAAUUAUCAAGAGUGUUCAAUGCCAAGAGCAUGCCCAAAUCAAACCUCUGAGUCAAAAAUCCAGUAUCAUUAAAUUUGAAGGCCAAGUUGAACUUAAUUUGUUAAGCACCAGUAAUGACGACCAAUUACGAACAUGGCACUCUAACUGGGCACAACAAUCUCAGUCCGAAUCUGAAGAAAGCCCAGAAGCUUCAAGCUCCAAUUACCAUGCUUCGGGGGCCAGACAAUCCCAGCUCAACAAUGCCCAAAACUCACAAGAAUCAAGUAAAAAAUGGCAACAAUCAAUUAUGUUCAACUAUGAGGAACCCAAAAGCGUCAAAAGCCAAGAAAGAGAAACUGAACAGUUAUUGCGUCAAAUGUGCUCCAAAAAUGAACAAUCAAUGGACAUCACCGUCAGCAAGGAUUUCAUCCAACUUGUCAGCCUUGUAAAGGAUUUACCAUACUCAUCCUUGACACGAAUCCACUCUUCAUUGGAGUCUGGUCGAUUGUGCUCAUCAAGGAAAGUACAUGACUUAUUCGUGGACACCUUACCAAUGGCUGGAUCUGAUGCUGCUAUUAAACACAUGGUAAAAUUGUUGGAAAGCAAAGAGAUAACUGGAUUGAAAGCCAAGCUUUGGCCAGCAUCUUUGGCUUUGAUUCCAAAUCCAUCAAGGGAAGCUGUUUCUGAAGUUGUUCCUUUGUUGCGAAUGCAAUCCUCAGAACAAGAAUCAAGCCCACCAUCUCCCGUUAUAUUGCUAGGAGUCUCCGCUAUGGUCCACAGAUUCUGUAGCGUGCAUGAUUGUGAAAAGGAAAGAUCAGUUCAAGAAAUCACUUCAAUCUUAAACCAGCAAAUGGGACGACAAUGCUCCAACGAAAAUGAAGCCCAGAUUCUAGCUGCAUUGAAAGCCUUUGGUAACAUGGGACACCAUGGAAAUGCAGAACAAACCAUUUUGGCAUGUGCACAAGACAAGGACAAAUCUGCUCGUUUGAGGUUGGCUGCCAUUGAUGCUUUCAGACGUAUUACCCAGAAACGACCUGAAAAGUUAGUUCAAAUCUACAGAGAUACUCAAGACAGUUCUGAAAUCAGGAUUGCUGCUUUCUCCAGUGUUAUGAAGCAAUGUGAUGAACAGCAACUUAGAACCAUCAAGCGAACUGUUGAACAAGAAAGGGAUGUACAAGUAUCUGCCUACGUUUCAAGCUACCUCAAGAACAUGAAAACAACCUCAUCUCCAAUGAAGAAGAGUGUAAAACGGGCUUUGGAACAAGUUGAAAUUAACCCACCGAAAGUCAGCUACUGGCAAAAUUCCAAAAACAUUGAAUUCUCCUCCUUCAGUGAAACAUUCAACAUUGGAGGCUCUGUUGAAACUGACAUUGUUCAUUCACCAGAAUCAAAGAUUCCACAAUCCGUAACCGCAAGGUUUGACGCUGAUGUAUUGAACAACAACAUGAACAUUUUUGAAAUUGGAGUCCGAGCUGAAGGUUUCGAUGCCAUCUUCAAGAACUUACUCGGGUUGAAGGAUAAGAUUCCAAAAUCAUCAUCUCCUUGGGAACUCUUUAACUCAGAAAGCGUUUUUGGAGGAGUUGAAGCUGAAGCAUCUGCUUUCAUCAGAACAAUGAACACUGAAAUCUUAGAUAUCUCUUCUUCUGAUAUGUCUGAAGUUGGAGAAAUGAUCAAAAUUGCAGACCUAAUGAACCAACUUGCUCAAGGCAAGAGUUCCGAUUUCUCACAAAGCUUCCUUUUCCUGAAUUCAAAGCUUAUUAUUCCCAGUGUAACAGGUAGAUCAUAUUCUUUGGGAGUAACCGGAAGUGCUACUGUAGGACUUACAGCCACUACUAAAUUAGAUAUCAUGAGAUUCCCACGAAACACUGAUGCUCAUGCACGUUUCCAACCAAGCUUGAACGUUGAGCUGUCUACAACAGUUGGUAUCCAGUCUAACCAGCAUAGACCCGAUAUUAAAUUGUCAACACGUAUGCACUUGGAAUCUAACUUGGAGGCUCAAUUUAAAAUUAGAGAUGGACACUACGCUAUUGCCAGUGUCACACUUCCAACUGAGAAUGUUGUUCUAGCUAGAGUUAGCUCUGAUAUUGUUGAAGUUGAUUCUCACCACCAAGAAAGACCAGUUUUUGAACAGAUGCAGAAGAAGGUUGACUACUGCUUUGACAAACUGCAAAAACCAUUGGGUGUUUCAAUUUGCGGAAUGUUGGAAGUUCCAAAACCUUUUGUGACCAGAUCUUUCCCCUUUAUUAACGCUGGUGUUGGAAGUAUUGAAUUUUCAAUUAAGAAGACUGACCGUAAUCUGAAAUCAUUUGAAUUGAAAUUGGAACGACCAAGACACGCCGCACCUGUUCAGAAGUUCAGAGCAUCUUUUGACACUCCUGGAUCCCAAGUUAAUCGACGAUUUGCUGCCGAGUUGGAUGUAAAACGCCAAGGAGAAGAUUACCAAGAAUAUUCUUUGCAAUUGACAUCUCCAUUUAAGAACGCCGGUGGCUCAGGUUCACUCACUCUCAGACCAGAACUUCUUGAUAGUGUUGUUGAAAUUCACAGUGGAUCAUCACCAUUGCUUUCAUUCAAGGCUUCUUCUCAGAUUUCUUCAUCUCGUGCCAAGAAAGUGUUCAAGCCAUCUGUACAUCUCCAAAUUGGAAGCAAAUCACCUCUUCAAGUUGGUGGAGUCGUUUCUGUCACACACGGAAGAAAACAAGUAAUUUCAAUUGACAUUCAAGCUAACAAGCCUAGUAGACGACCUAUGUCUGUAAGAGGUAGCAUUACAAAAGAGGGAAGCAUUGUUCUUUCUAAGAAAUCCGAAUGGAAAAUAAGCUCUGAUUUGUCUUUUGAAAGUAGCUUCUUUGAGAGUCAAGUCCGAUCUAUGCUUGAAAAACAAUCAAAGCAAGCUGAAACCAUAUCUGCAAGCAUUGAAACAGAAUACAAGAGAGGAUCUCAGAGGCAUUCAAUGUCAUUUUCUGGUACUGCUCAACAGAGUUCAUCUAAAAUUAGUACAAACGCUCAAUUCCAAUCCACUCAAUUCCCUUCUACAAGCUGGAGUUUGAAAUGGGAAAGGCAAGGAAAACCACAUCAGUCAAUGAAAAAUGAUAUUAUUUUGAGGUAUGGCCAAAACCAGGAACGCAGUUUCAUUAGUGUUAAACAGAGUAGCCAUGUUCCAUCAAAAGGACAAGGAAAAUGUAAUGUUGUAGUUAAAGUGCCACAAUUGAACAUUGAUAGUGAGCUGACAGUUACUCAUGAAUUAUCAUCAUCAGAAAGUGCACACAAACUUCAAUUGGAAGCAGAUUUAUGUUACAAAGAGGACAAACACAUCAAGGGAUUCUUACAUUUUGACGCACCAUCUGUUAAACCACUUAGAGCAAGCUCAGAAAUCCAAUUAGAAUUGCCUUCUGGUAAACUGUCAUAUUCUAAUGAAAUUAGAGAAACAAGUUCUAGAAGAUAUGAAGGAAACACACAAAUGCAAUGGAAAGAAAGCAGACCAGUACAAGUUAAAUACAUCUAUCAAGUUUUGAGUGACAGAUCGAAAUUGCAUCAUGAGCUUGACGCUUCACUUCAACUUCCUUCAAGGCAAAGUCCAAUUCAAAGCAAAUGCUCUUUAGAGGUUAGCAGACAGACUGUUAGGAUUGAUGGAUCUUUGAGUUCCCGACGAUCACCCGAUUAUACCAUUCAGGCUGAACUUACUCCAUCUGGAAGAAGUAGCUUGAGACUUCAAACACCAAAAGUUGAUGGAGACUUGAAGAUUCAAAAUGAGCAACAGAAGAAAGCUUUUGAUCUGGAUCUUAGACUUAAGGGAUCUCAAUCAAGACGGGUAAUUGCAUCCACAAAAGUUCAGUUGGGACAGAAGAAAUCUUUCGAAGUGGAAAUGUCAUGGGAUGCUGAUCGACAACCAGAAAAGAAAGUUUCUUUCACUUCAAAAGGAGAAGUUGCUAGCACCAGUUACUCUGUAAGUUCACAAUUGCAAAUAGCUGAUUUACUAAGCUUAUCUUUCACCGAAUCUGGACAAAAAUCUAUUUUGGGUAACCACCAAGGCAGCGUAGAAGCCAGCAUUAAAAACCAUCAACCAAUUCGUGUAGAUUAUAGCCAUAAGUUAUCCAACGGACAAAGUAAAUGUCAGCUUAAAUUCUCUAGGAAUAAUGUCGAAAAAGUUGAAGCAAAGUUGGAAAUGAAGUCAAUGAAAUCUUCAAAUGGACAAAACUUAGACAUGAAAGCUUCCUUAACAUCAUUGGUUAAUUCUUUCCAAACUAAAGAAAUUGAAAUUAGGCAUUCGAGCCAAAAAAGUGGUUCAUCAGUGGAAAGGCAAACUUCAAUCCGUAUCCAAAGAUCUCCUAGUAAACAGUACAAAGCGGAAUUAAGCUCCGAAUCUCAACCCAAAGGAGUUCAAAUUAGAGCACAGGUAAAUACUCCUCAUAAAAUGUUUUCUCAACAAACUGCAGUUAUGUCCUUCCAAAAAUCAGACAGCUCUAUUUCUUCAAGUUUAAGUAUUGAGCUCCCAGAAAACAAAUUGUUCUCCAUCAGCUCUGAGAUGCAAAAGCGAAGCCAUGAAGCAAGCGCUACAGUAGUUGUCAAAUCUCCAUUUGAGUCAGCCCAAGAAAUUAAAGUACAUUUCGCAGUUGAUAACCACAGAAGCAUUAAAAGCUUUCUUUCUUAUUUGGAUGUGAACAGCGCUAGGUUAGCUGAUGUGGAAGCAACCAUGACCCAAUCACCAAGUGAAACAAAUCUGCGAUGGCAACUGAAAGUUUCUCCAUCUCCAAAGGUAAAAUUCCAAGGAUUGCGCAUGUCUCUCAAGCAAACUAAAUCGUCAUUAGAACUUUCUGGAGAAGUUCAAAUGCAAGGAGAAAAAACAAUUACCAUUUCUUCUCAAGUAUCUAAGCAAAGAUCUGGAAUUUCUGCUUCUUUCAGCUUGAACACACCAUUUAAAAGACUUCAAAGUAUUAAUACUUCUUUGAUGCAAUCUAAAAGUUCAGUACAGCUUGCAGGAUCAGUUCGAUACAUGGAAGACAAAGAAAUUUCAGUAAAAUCUGAAUUCGCAAAGGAAGCAUCCAAACUUUCUGCAACAUCAACUCUUUCAACUCCUUACAGUCUUAAAGAUGCUAAAGCACAUAUUUCAAUUGAAAUGGAACCAUCACAAAAAAGUCUCAUUGCUUUCAUUGAUGCUAAUGGACAACGAAAAGGAGAUGUUGAAAUCAGUUACUCUUCAUCAUUCAGUGGAAUGGAACUGAAAAGCCGUAUGAAAACAGCUCAUUCUCAAGAGUUAUCAUCUCGCAUCAAGUUGGAAAAAGAUGAAAAAUCAUUCACCUUUCAAGCAAAGAUGGUAAAAGGAGCAUCGACUUUACUGUCAUCCAGAAACAGACUACAAUCAGAAAGCAUGGAACAGACUCUAUUAGAUCUUCAAAUCUCAAGACAACCCUCUUCCGACCCUAGAAGCAGCGAUUUGUACAGCAUGAGAUUGUCUGGACCAGUAACACCCUUAACUCUAAGCAUGUCAACAUCUCGCAUCCAGGGUAAUGGACUAUACAUAGAGGCUAGUGCAUGCCAAGAAUCUCAAAGUAAAUGUUAUAAAUUGAAAACAACACAAAAAACUCCAAAGAACUCUCAAAAAUAUCAUCUUCAUCAAGAACUGUCUGUAGAACUCGAAAAAUUAACUGGCUCAAGAAGUGAAGUAGUUGGCACAGCCCACUUACUUGCAAGUGCAGAACAACGUGACUUCAUAUCAAAAAUUACAGUUGAAUUCCAAGGACAGACUCUUGGCUACGAAAUCAGAGCUCACAAAAGAGUAAAUGAAAAUGACCACUGUACCAUUGAUGCCCACAUCUUUAAACCAAGUGAAACAUCUCGAUUUAGAGCCAGUGUUUUGCACAGUCAUGGCCGACUUUCCCUGGAAAUUGAAGCUACUCCAGAUUCUUCAGUUCCAAACAAAAAGUUUGCCCUGGAAAUCCAAAGAGAACAUAAAAACAAAAACGAAUUGUCUGGAUCCCUUAAAUUGUCUUCCCCCAAAAGUGAAAAGCCAAUCAUUUUGACUGUCCAAAUGCAGAAACAAGGUUUGAUUCCAGUUCAAGGAAAAUGGGUGCUCCAAUACUCCUCUAUCGAAGGAUCAAGAACUCAACAAAAAGUUUGGACUUUAGAAGUUUCUUCUCAUUUGCAACAAAGAUCUCAAGGAAAGAAAUUCCUUAACUACAAGCUUUACAAUGCCGAUCGAAGUAUAAGCGCUUCUCUUGAAAUGAAAAAGGAGAGCUCCAGACUUCAAGAUUCUUAUGGAUAUGAAUGGAGUUACCAGAAACAAUCCAGUCUUAAGAAAGGAGGAGUUUCAAUUAAGCUUUCUCAAAAAAUGAACGGUCGACCUCAACAUCUUGACAUUACUUACUAUACUCCAAAUGUGGCUUUAGAAAUUCAAGGACGAGCAACACAAGCACCACAUGUUAAAAUGUCACUCCGAUCAACUGGACAAAAAACUAAAGAAGUUAAAAUUGUAUCAAACAAUAACUGUGUUGAAUUGCAAGUACUUGAAUCAGCUCCUAUCUGGAAAAGCUCUCUUUGCGUCAAUAAGCGAGUUGGAGAAACUUUGCAAUUCGUAAGUGCUGAUGCUUACUAUCGUAGACACAAGAGUUUGGACUUCAGCGUUGGAAUUGACCCUCAAACUGAAUCUUUCAUUACAAUCCAAAUGCAAUGGGAUAAAAAAGACAUUGUUCGUGCUCUGGAGGAGGUUACUGGUUUAAAUGAACUUCUGCAAGAUCGUUCUUUGCAAGAAUUAGAAGAGAAAUUGAGACAGGAAAUCGAAAAAUUGAAAAACGAUGUUAUUAUGCCCGUUUACAACGAAAUUAUGGAUAAAAUUAGACACUUGAAACAAUUGCAGGAACAACGAGUCAGAAAUCUGCUCGAACAACAUCAAGAAAUGUUGCAAGACCAAGUUAAACGAUUCCAACAAUAUAAGGAGUCUAUUGCUAGCUUGCUUGAAUCAAUCAUACCCUGGGAGUACAUUCACGACGAAGUACUUGUUCCUGUAUAUCAAUCUUUGAAAUGCGUAAUGGAUUCCUACUUGCAACUUGCAAUGAAACACAUCCCAGAUAUCUCUAGAAUCAUCAUGGAAGCUACAAAAGAACAACUCGAAUACUGUUUGAAGAAGUUCUGCGUUGCUGGAACCUUUUGCUACGAUAUCAGACGAGUAUAUGAACGUCAAGGACUGCAACAGGCUCAACAAUUAACCAUGCAAAAAUUGAUCAAAGUUCAGCAAUCAAUCCAGAAACAAUGUUGGGAACAAAUGGAGCAAUGGAUUCCUGAAUACAGUCAAAAACUUGCUGAAAGCAUUGAAAAGUAUGCACAAAAUGUCGAGGAGAUUAUCAAGACAAUCAUUGAAUCUGAAGCCUUUGCAAAAGUAAUUGAAUACAGUAAGAUAGUCAGUGAAAAAGUUUUCCACUAUAGCACUGUAGCCGCUGAAAAAGUUCUUAUCAAGCUGGGCAAAAUUUUCCACAUUAUUAGCGAAGAUGAAGAUUUCCAAACUAUUCGAUCUAUGACUAAGUUUAUGACUGAAGGUGUUGAGAACCAGGUAAAGAGCAUGUGGCAGAACAGGGAAAGCUAUGUGAGACAGCUUAAAAACAUUAUGAGAAAAGUAUGGGAACUCAAAGACGAACUGAAAUCCCAACUGAAGAGCCAAUGGGAAAACAGGGAUGAAUACAAAAGAAAAAUCCGAAGCGUAUGGGAAGAAUGCAAAAGAAAAAUUCAAAAAGUAUGGGAAAACAGGGACAAUUAUCUCAGAAAGCUGAAAAAUGCAUGGGAAAACAAGGAAAAACAUCUCAGAAAAUUACAAAAUGCAUGGGAAGACAAAGAAUCUUUUGUCAAGCAAGAAUUGGUCCCUCUGAAGCAAAGUUUAAUGAGCAAAAGCAAGGAAUUGAUGCAAGGUCGAUUAGAAGUCCCACAAUUUGAUCUUCAACAAGGAAACAUCAAGGUUUUAGUUCGUCACCCCCUUACACAAAGCCACAUCCAAGUAGUGCAAAACGUAUUGAGAGCUUGCCAACAAAAAAUGCAGCAACUUAUUAGUCAACCUUGAUCAUAAAUGGACUUUUAUUUAAUAUAUGUGUGUGUCUUAUUUAAUUGCCGAUUUUUAAAUUAUUAAAAUUAUUUAUAAAGUGUAAAAAUUGAACAUAGGUGUCCAAUAAAUGUUUCAAAGCUAUAAA